AUGGCGCAACGAGUUCAUUAUCGUAAGCACAAUCACUACAACACAAAGUCGAACAAAGUGAGGCCCGUAAGGACACCCGGGGGCAAGUUAACUAUCCAUGUAGUGAAGAAGAAGGCCGGAAAGCCAAAAUGUGCCGACUGCAAAAUGCCCAUUCAGGGGGUUAAGGCCUUGCGACCAGCAGACAACCACCGAGCCAAGAAAAAGGAUAGAAAAGUUUCCAGAGCCUAUGGAGGUUCCAUAUGCGCAAAAUGCAUUCGGGAAAGAAUCAUGAGAGCUUUCCUUUUUGAGGAACAGAAAUGUGUGCGACAAGUAUUGAAGGAAAAGAAAAAACAGGAGAAAAAGGUGAAGAAGGUUAAAAAGGAAAAGAAAAAAGCAACAGCUAAGGAUGCAAAGAAGAAGACUACAACUGAUAACAAAAAGGUUGUUAAGAAGGUCGGUGAUAAGCGAAAGGCCAGAUAA
Plasmodium fragile is the source of this 459-nucleotide messenger RNA. RefSeq lists its product as uncharacterized. The record is from RefSeq and is a predicted model, not a curated record. The coding region runs from base 1 to 459 and encodes 152 amino acids. Gene Ontology annotation, biological process: translation; ribosome biogenesis. The transcript has 2 exons. NCBI's taxonomy places the organism in Eukaryota, Apicomplexa, Aconoidasida, Haemosporida, Plasmodiidae. Gene Ontology annotation, molecular function: structural constituent of ribosome. Gene Ontology annotation, cellular component: ribosome; cytosolic large ribosomal subunit.